AUGACACCAGUGGCGAGAUACGACAGCGCAACAUCGAGUCUGAAGACGUGUCUCUUGAUCAUUGGUAUUGCUUCAGUCAGUCUUAAUGCAAUCGGCGGCCUCAGCUCUCGUAUCCAUAAUGGACUUUUUGUUACCUCAAUCUUGAUCUGGGUCCAGAUCGGUGCAGCUCUAGCUUUGAUCGCGACAAUCGCUUCCAUUAAACGGCGCCCAGAUGUGUACAGCCCAGAUGGAAGAGUCGUUGACUCACAAAGGACAUUCAGUCUUUGGUCGAGAUAUAGCUUUGACUGGGGCCUGGAUGUGCUCCGGGCAGCAGGCACAGAGAAGUUUGAGAAUUCUGACCUACCAUCAAUGGACCAUAUGGUGAGAUCAGAAAAUGCUACUGCGAACUUUAAGAACAUCAUCUUCAAGAGUGAUCGCCUCCCGCUAUGGGCACACAUUAUGUGGAAGUUCCGUUACCGAUUCCUUUGGAUGUGGGCGGCUCUUCUUUUCACAAACUUUUUUGAUGUCGCCCCGGCCUUUGCGAACCUGCAAUUACUUCGUCACCUCGAGACUCGCGAAAACUUCGAUACCAUUGAUCCAGUCGCGUGGAAAUGGGUUGGUGCAAUUGUCGCUGCUACGAUUAGCUCGCGUUUGGUCGACUCCAGAGUCAUGUGGUCCGAGAUGGCUGAUAUUGUUGUGCCAUUGAGAUCAACUUUGACUGGAAUGAUGUACGAGAAGUUGAUGAAAAUGGAGGAUUCGCUUCAUAUUCCCAAGGAAAAGUCUUCGGAUUCAGACGCUGCCAAUAACGAAGAGGAGAAUGAGGAAGAUAAGCAAUCAAACAUGAGGUCCCAGCAGGACAUUGUCAAUAUGUUCUCGGUCGACUGCGACGCCAUCGCAAGAUUUGGGUCUCAGAGUGGGCAGUACGUCAACUGCGGAGGACAAUUUACCAUCAUUACCGUCUUCUUGUUGCAUCUUGUUGGUUGGCAAAGCCUGUGCGCAGGAAUGCUGGGAAUUGUGGUUCUCUUUCCCAUCAACAGAGCUCUUGCAGCGCGAUACGGCAGCAACCAAAAGAUUCUGAUGAAGCUUCGUGACAAGAGGUCUACAAUCAUUACAGAAGCUCUUCAAGGAAUCAGACAGAUCAAGUUUUCCGCAAUCGAAACUCAAUGGACGGAGAAGAUUGAGAAUGUCCGUGAAGAGGAGCUUUCGAUGCUCUGGAGGACGAGAAUCAACAACAUUUACAUGGCUAUCGCUUCUGAGUUUACUCCCAUUGUCUUGACAUCGCUUUCUUUGGCUACCUAUUCUUACAUCAACGGGACGCUGCUGCCUUCAGUCGCUUUUACAGCAAUUACUCUAUUCAUGUUCCUAGAAGGAAUCGUGGCUCACAUCCCACUGUUGUUAGUUACGGCCAUCAAUGCCAAAGUCAGCUGUGACAGAAUCGAUAAGUUCUUUCGCACGCCAGAAAAGACCGAAAACGUCCAUCCGGGUCCCGCCGUGUCCUUCCACGAUGCGACAAUCACUUUUCCUUUUGGCUCUGGAGAUCCCACAGAUGACCGAUUUGCUCUGCGCAAGCUCAACCUUGACUUUCCCAAUAAUAGCCUGAGCGUUAUUUCUGGACCUACUGGAUCUGGAAAAUCACUUCUCCUUGCAUCCAUCUUGGGCGAGGCAGAAGUUCUUAGUGGUUAUAUUCAAGCCCCAAGAGCUCCUCCCCCUGACCAACGAUUUGAUAGCAAAGCAACCGCUGCUAACUGGAUCUUUCCUACUGCCAUCUGCUUUAUUUCUCAGACACCUUGGAUUGAGAACGCUACAAUCAAGAACAACGUCCUCUUUGGCCUCCCAUUCGACCCCGUCAGAUACGAGAAAGUUCUUCAUGCUUGUGCUCUAUCCCAGGAUCUCAGUCUGUUUGAAGAUGGUGAUGAAACUGAGGUCGGAGCUCAGGGAGUGACCCUGAGCGGUGGACAGAAGUGGCGACUGACUUUGGCACGAGCAUUGUACUCUAGGGCCGGUAUUAUGGUUAUCGAUGAUGUCUUCAGCGCUCUUGACGCACACGUUGGGAAGCACGUGUUUGCAAACGCACUGCUUGGUGAGCUUGCGAAGGGCAGAACUCGAAUUUUGGUUACUCACCAUUCUUCGCUCUGCCUUCCGCGUGCGGAUUACGCUGUGCAUCUUGUCAAUGGAGUUGUCGAACAUUCAGGCUCAGUAGAGGAACUGCGACGCACCGGAGUCCUAGAUCACAUCAUUGAGGCCGAUGAGGCUGAGGAGGCUCAAAGAGAUGGUAACACAAAAUCGGGACAACCUGCAACGACCCCAUCGCAGGAUUCUACACCUAAAGACAAGGCGGCUCCAAAGAAGCUUGUUGAAGAUGAGAAGCGAGAGGUCGGAAGAGUCAAAACAGCGGUCUAUACUGGGUACCUCAAAUCUUUCAGCGGGCUGCCUUUCUGGUCUUUUCUUAUCCUUCUGUUUGCCGUGGCCCAAGGUCUUACGCUUGGUCGUGCGUACUGGAUCAAAAUAUGGGCUAGUUCGUAUGAGCAGGUCGACAGCAGCAUGCACGUUAUGGUCUAUCAAUAUCGAAAGACAUUACAGACACAGUUUUUCAACCAGCCUAUGAACUCUGCUAACUUGACCAAUGUGGCUACGGGCUUUCAAAUGGAGGCUCAGACUAGAAGCCUCUGGUUCUAUCUCGGAGUUUACUGCCUAAUAUCAACGAUUUCCGUUUUAGUAUCCGUCAGUCGUCUCUAUUGCGUUUACACCGGCUCACUCCGUGCGUCACGGAAGAUUUUCCAGGGUAUUUUGCGCAGUGUACUUCGAGCACCACUCCGGUGGCUGGAUACUGUUCCGACGGGAAGAAUCUUGAAUAGGUUCACUGGUGAUUUCACCAGCAUGGACUCCUCGCUGGCUACAAACUUCUACUACUUUGCCACUGUAACCUGGGAAAUGUUGGGCAUUUUGGUAGCAGCACUUUUUGUUUCACCAUUCAUGAUCUUCGUUGCCAUCACUCUGCUCGUAGCUUGUGCUUUCUACGCUCAACAGUAUAUGGCGGCAGCACGAACCAUCAAAAGACUCGAAUCCACAAACAAAUCUCCCGUCAUCUCACAUUUCGCGUCUUCGCUCAGCGGUCUAUCCACCAUCAGAGCAUUCUCGAAGGCACCCGAGUUUACUAACAGAAUAUUCGGUCUUAUUGAUGACUGGGCAGCUUGCACCUGGUAUAUCUCUGCCUUCCGGAUGUGGCUCAUGAUUCGUAUCGGCAUUACGGCUUCCAUGUUUGCUGCUGUUGUUGGCAUUUUCGUUGUUACCACACCCAGCAUUGAUGCCAGUUUAGCCGGCUUUGUUCUCUCUUUUGCAUUGAACUUUGGACAUGCUAUUAAUUGGGGCAUCUCAGUGUCCACUCAGACAGAACUUGAUAUGAAUGCGACGGAGCGUAUCUUUGAGUACCAGAAUCUGGAGAUCGAAAAGCAAGACGGAGAGGAUGUGCGUGCAAGCUGGCCUGAGGAGGGCAGAAUAGAGGUUGAGAGCCUGGAAGUGGGCUACGCGGAAGGCUUGCCCUCUAUUCUGAAGGGUUUGAGCUUUACUGCCGAACGCAAUCAGCGGAUUGGAAUCGUGGGUAGAACCGGUGGAGGAAAAUCGACUCUCUCACUGGCCCUAUUCCGCUUUCUUCAAACUCGGUCAGGCAGCAUUACGAUUGACGGCGUCGAUAUUUCCAAGAUCAAACUCUCUGAUUUGCGCACUCGUCUAGUCAUUAUUCCACAAGAUCCUUUCCUCUUUUCGGGUACCAUCCGCACGAAUCUCGAUCCCUUCAACCAAUUUAGUGACUACGAACUCCAGAAAGCCUUGAUGCGGGUCCAUCUCAUUUCCUCGAACCCAGGCACACCAGCUCCUGAACAGGUUCUCGAGGAGCACUCGGUCUCAUCUGCUCCCACUGCCACCGAGAAUGACACAGAAGCAAAUUCCUCUCUCUCGCUUUCGUCCCCUGUUGCAUCUGGUGGUUCCAACCUUUCUCAAGGCCAGAAGCAGCUACUCUGCCUUGCACGUGCAAUUUUGUCGCGUCCAAAGGUUUUGCUCUUGGAUGAGGCUACUUCGGCUGUCGAUAUGGAGACGGAUAGACUGAUUCAGGACUCGAUCCGUCAGGAAUUUUCCGACUCGACACUGCUUGUUAUUGCGCAUCGAUUGAGCACUGUGGUGGAUUUUGAUCGGAUACUGGUGAUCAAAGACGGUGUGACUGCGGAGUUUGGUACUCCAAAAGAGUUGCUAGAGAUCGAGAACGGUUUGUUCAAGGAGAUGAUUUCUCACAGCGGUGAGAAAGAUGAAUUGGUAAGAUUGAUUUCGGCAAAAUAG
This is a messenger RNA of Trichoderma virens Gv29-8, 4308 nucleotides long. RefSeq lists its product as uncharacterized. Gene Ontology annotation, molecular function: ABC-type transporter activity; ATP binding; ATP hydrolysis activity. Gene Ontology annotation, biological process: transmembrane transport. The record is from RefSeq and is a predicted model, not a curated record. Lineage: Eukaryota; Fungi; Ascomycota; Sordariomycetes; Hypocreales; Hypocreaceae. Gene Ontology annotation, cellular component: membrane. The coding region runs from base 1 to 4308 and encodes 1435 amino acids. The transcript has 2 exons.